Molecule: messenger RNA, 1860 nt
Organism: Calliphora vicina (urban bluebottle blowfly)
Lineage: Eukaryota; Metazoa; Arthropoda; Insecta; Diptera; Calliphoridae
Gene: Ir10a
Product: Ionotropic receptor 10a
Exons: 2
Coding region: 1-1860 (619 amino acids)
Cellular component (GO): membrane
Molecular function (GO): ligand-gated monoatomic ion channel activity
Source: RefSeq, a predicted model, not a curated record
AUGUUUUUGAAAUUAGUGCUACUUAUAUAUUCAAUUCAAUAUUGCAAAGCAUUCAAAUUUAAUAAAAAUUUAUCGCCAACAACAACACGUAAGGAAUUACAAACCGAAGAAAUUGAAAAUUGGUUGGCAAAACCGUUGUCAAAUAUUAAACAUCUGCAUUUGAAACUACGUUCUAAUAAUUUUCAUCAAGAUGUUGCGAAUUCAUAUACGCAAUGGUUUCUGAAACAGACACUUGUGCCCAUUACAAUCAGUAAAUACGAGAUGAUAAAAAAUAAAACUAAUACAAUGACAACCGAUUACAGUCGAAAUAAUUACGUUAUAGUUACUAGUAUGACAAAUUUGCGUACCACAGCAUACCAAUUUGGCAAAAGGGCUGGCAUAUUCUUUUUUAUUGUCAAUGGCGAUCUUGAUUUCAAGGAAUUACUCAAUAUUUACUAUCUAGGUUGGAAACGUUUGCAUAUAUUCAAAAGUUUUCUUCUAACAGAUAAUGGUGUUUUAAUGUAUGACCCUUUCGCUUUGGAUGAAUUCGGAAACUAUGGACAAAUUAUUAAAUAUACUGGUAAAGAAUCGAUUGAACGCACUAUAUUUUAUAACAUGCGUGGUUAUCCGUUGAGAGUACAACUGUUUAGAUCGGUUUAUUCAAAACCUAUAAUAGAUCCAAUAACAAAGAAAGUCGAACGUGUUUAUGGGGUUGAUGGUCGAGUUGCAAGCUUGCUACAGGAACAUAUGAACUUCACUAUGAAUUUACUAAAGCCAGAUAAAAAUUAUUUUGGGGAACGUAGUCCUAACGGAUCAUACAACGGAGUUAUCGGAUCUAUAGUAAAUAACGAAUUGGACUUAUGUGUGACCGGAUUUUUUGUGAAGGACUACAUGGUACCAGAGAUGGACUUUUCCGUUGCAGUUUAUGAUGAUAAACUGUGUAUUUAUACACCAAAAGCCAAGAGAAUACCUGAAUCCAUUUUGCCAAUAUUUGCUGUUCGAUAUGAUCUAUGGUUUGGUUUUAUUUUUAUGGCAUUUAUAUGCUCCGUUUUAUGGGCAAUACUAAGAGCGUUGAAUUUGCAGCUUAAUGCGGUUCAAAUACGGGGAAGUCGCCUAAAGAAAAGUUUUAGAUGGCAAUAUGUACGAAUUCUUAUUGAUACAUGGGUUGUGUGGGUGAGAGUAAACAUUACACACUACCCACCUUUUCACUCAGAGCGAGUGUUUAUCGCUUCCCUGUGUUUAAUAAGUGUAAUAUUUGGUGCUAUAUUUGAAUCGAGCUUAGCAACUGUUUACAUACACCCCAUAUACUAUAAGGAUAUUCAUACUCUUCAGGAAUUGGAUGAUAGUGGUCUUCAAGUUGUGUACAAAUACUCCUCGAUGGCUGAUGACUUGUUUUUCAGUGAAACUUCACCUUUGUUUGCAAGUUUAAAUAAAAAACUCCGGUUUCUGAGAGAUCUAUAUGCGGACAUCAUGGAGGAUGUAGCAUUUAAUGGCGACAAAGCAGGUGUUUCGAGAUAUACAACCUUAAUGAUGCAGUCCUUACAUUAUAUAGUAUCGAAACAGUUAUGGAUUGUACCAGAAUGUCCUAAAUAUUACACAAUAUCGUAUGUUUGGCCUAAAGACGCGCCUUGGGAUGAAACCAUAAACCGAUUAUUAUUACGAAUACAAAAUGCUGGUUUAAUUAAUAAAUUCAUUUCCGAAAUGCAAACCGAUGUCGAUAUACAAAUUAUGAAGGAUAAUAUGUACGAUACACAUCAAGGAUAUAAAGUUCUAACCAUAGAGGAUUUACAACUUGCAUUUUAUGUAGUUUUAACUGGCUCUUCGAUGGCAUUAAUAUCACUGCUAGUGGAAAAAGUACUAGCUCCUCACAAACACCAAUAA